This is a messenger RNA of Ictalurus punctatus (channel catfish), 3407 nucleotides long. RefSeq lists its product as uncharacterized. The transcript is spliced from 19 exons. The record is from RefSeq and is a predicted model, not a curated record. Bases 181 to 1848 code for a protein of 555 amino acids. Gene Ontology annotation, biological process: negative regulation of apoptotic process; regulation of mitotic cell cycle; protein autophosphorylation. Gene Ontology annotation, molecular function: protein serine/threonine kinase activity; ATP binding. Gene Ontology annotation, cellular component: cytoplasm. Lineage: Eukaryota; Metazoa; Chordata; Actinopteri; Siluriformes; Ictaluridae.
UGAGAGUGUUGGAGUGUUAAUGCAGCGGUGUCGGGUUACUUUUGGGGGAGGAUCUAGAAUAGAAUUUUAGACUGUUUUUGUCUGUUGUCAUGGAGACGGAACAGAUUCUUCUUUAGCGAUGCUGCUCAUUUCUUCUUUGGGAAGUACAUUAUUCAGAUUUAGAAAAGCUUGGUGAAGACGAUGUCUGUGCCUGACACUCAGGUUUUUACACCUGGACCAGAAGAAGGACCUGAUGGGCAGGAUGCACUGUUUCUUGGUCCUCUGAUGAGUGAUAAGGUGCAGAAGGACGACCUGAUCAGGUUUAUCCAGGGGAAAUAUCAGGAAUGUUUGCAACACCUGGAUGACCCUGACCAACAGAAAUCCUAUUUCUUCUGGAUGAUUGUAGAGCACUUCUGUAAUGGGAAUGGAAGAGUAAUGAUGGCUGAAAUCGCCGUGCUUCUCUUCAAAGGCUACGGCUGUGUGAGGAGAAAGCUCGGCCGUGUUCAGAACCAGGAGGACUGGUGUCUUCCUCUGGCCAGGCUUUUGUGCUCCACUGCUACAGGAGAUGAGCACAGAAAAGCCAUUAUUAAAAUGGGAGACGAUUUAGGUUCCAGAGGACGGAUCUAUGCAUCACAUAUCUGCUACGUGGUGGCGCAAGUGGUGCUGGGAUCACGUAGACGAUUUCACAUUAUUGGAUAUGACUGGGUUAUUAACCAUCAUUCAGUGUCGAAGGAGGUGAUGGAGAGAACUGAGAUCUAUGAGUACGUGCUGUCUCUGACCUCAGGGAUCGGCCAGCCACAAUUCCAGGAGUUAAAGUACCUUUACGCCUGUGAUCUAGUUGAUGCUGGACUUUCUGCUCAGGCACUCGCUUACUGCGAGAGCAUCGCUAGAAACAUCUUCACGUUCCCUCGGCUCAUCAACAGCUAUGUUAUGGAACGGGUUAUAAUGCUCUCUUACAGGCUGCUCCAAGGGAUGGAAGAAGAAGAAGCAGAAUGGCUGCUAAAACUUUGCCGGCUGUACAGAGCAUUCAGUGCACAUUCUCACUUUUAUGGUGAUGUGAUGGAGUCCAUCUCAUGUAGUUAUGAGUCUCAGGAGUUCCAAGAGGAGUUAGAUUCACGCUACACUGUAGGAAAGCUGCUGGGGGAAGGUGACUGCACCACUGUCUACGCUGGAGUGCGUAAGGCAGAUGGGUUACAGGUUGCCAUGAAAUAUGUGUUCAAAGUGGAUGAAGACUUAUUGUACGGAGAGAAGCCUCGGGAGGUGGCGUUAAUGGAAAUGGUGUCCAAGCCACCUCGCUGUGAGAAUGUGGUGGAGCUCCUGGAAUGGAUCGAUAUGUCCACUUUUUUUAUCUUGGUGCUGGAGCGACCCGUUCACUGCAUGGACCUCCAGAAAUUCUGUGAAGGUAAGAAAGAUGGUCGGUUGUCUGAACGUCUGAGUCGAGCUAUCAUGUUGCAGGUGUUUCGAGCUGCUCAUCACUGCUUUAAACGGGGAGUUCUUCACGGCGACAUACACAACCAGAAUAUUCUGAUCAAUCCAGACACUCUGGAGGUGAAGUUGAUUGACUUUGGCUGUGGAGAGUUCCUGUCGGGCAACACCAACACGAUGUGUGAAGUUUCUCUCUGCUUUUAUUCAGGACUUACUUCUUACAUCUGGAAUCUGGGUGCACUCAUAGUUGAGAUGAUCACUGGAGACGUUUUCUUUUAUGAUGAGAAGCAUAUGACUAAGUGGUCAAUGUUAGUUUCUGAAGAGUGCUGCCAUCUGAUAUCAUGGUGCCUGAAAAACCCUCAUAAUCAGCCAACUUUCGAGGAAAUCCUGAGCCACAAGUGGUUUACUAUGGAACUUCAGGACACGGAACAGGAAAGUACUUGAAUUGGCAAAAUUGCAAUCACACAAAAUUGUUUUGCACGGUCUUUUCACGGUGACGUUUGUUGGUGAAUGAGACGUUUUGAGCUGUACUCGUGUUCGACGCACGUGAAUCGAAGAUGGCUCUGGCUGAAUGUGUGGUGUGAUGAUCCAAAAUCUGUGGAAAAUCUGCAGCAAUUUUGAAAAAUUGCAAGCUCCUCUGAAUAUUGUGGAGUUUGUUUCUGUGAUCGCAAAAUCCUGGAGGGUCUGAAAAGUGUCAAAUGUGGAAAUACUGUUUAUUUUCAGUAGGGAUGCACCGAUACCACUUUUUUUCAGACCAAGUACAAGUACUCACAUUUGGGUAUUUGCCUGUACCAAGUAAAGAUAUGAGUACUUCACAAUUAUACCAUUUUACAUCUGACUGCCACCACAUCAGCAACACUUUUCUGGGCCAAAAGACCCUCAUAACAGCCAGCUGGAGGGUGUGAAUGGCACAUGGCAAGCUAGGUAGUCCAGCAUCACUCAUAGCCUUGAUCAUGUUGUUGGCAUUGUCCCGCAACACAAUGUGAACAUAACUUUUCGGAAUGCCCCACGUCUGAAGCAUGUCAUCAAACGAACCUGCUAUGGCUUGGCCAGUCUGUGAACCCCUAAACUGCGUUGCUUGUAAAACGACUCUCUGGGGAGUAAAAUCCUCAAGAGACAUUGGGCCGACACUGCUAGUCCAAACACCAGUGGUGAAGCUGAAGGCCGAAAUGUCCUGCAACAGGUUCCUGAUGUGCUUUUUCACCAAGUCAUGCAGCUUUGGUAAUGCGGUAUCUGUAAUGUGGUGACGGCUGGGAAUCUCAUACUUCGGCUCAAGUACACCAAGAAGACGAUGAAAUCCUGUAUUAUCUACAACUGACAACGGUUGGUCAUCAAGAGCAAUGAACUGGCGUGAUCAGGUGGGCGUGGUUUUGGAGCGUGUGUGCGUGUCAAUCAACGGUCAGUGGGAUGGACUGACCAUUGACAAACAGCGAGACAGUGCCUUUCAGGUUUUCUGCUACUGGCCAUGCACAAAUUGUGUCAGCGAGAGUGAAAAAAGAAGAAAUGUCUGACAAGGGAUCCUGGCAGAGAUACCAAGUCUCUGUUUUCGGAUAUGCAGGGUAGCAUUAGCACGUCAAUUAACAGAGACAGAGAGUUCCUGCUAGCACUGACUGAAGCAGAGAACUACGGUGAAGACAAAAAGAAGGUUCGACUUGCUACAGUACCAAAUCAUCUGGAGAGUGAUGAUGAACCCGUUCAGCGACCGAAUUUAAUGAAAUUGUGAAAAUUUCUAUAAAAUUUCUCAUUCAAUAGUGUACCAACGUUAUUAAUAGGCACUGUUUCAAACAGGAUCAAAUGUUUGCUUGUCCAAAUAUAUCCAAAAAACCGAACGAUUUCCAUGGGGUGUACUUAUUUUUACAUAUGACUGUAAAUAUUGUAUACGUGGUUUUUUUAUGAUAUCUUUUUAGAUUAUAUUAAACACUUAAGCUCUUGAAUUUGAUUCUAUUGUAAGAUCUUAGAAUUUGGUUUAAAGUUCAUAAAAUAAAUGAUUAAUUGCUUCUUAA